Betta splendens (Siamese fighting fish) is the source of this 3639-nucleotide messenger RNA. RefSeq names its product Golgi reassembly-stacking protein 1-like. Gene Ontology annotation, biological process: Golgi organization. Gene Ontology annotation, cellular component: Golgi apparatus. The transcript is spliced from 9 exons. The coding region runs from base 105 to 1481 and encodes 458 amino acids. Lineage: Eukaryota; Metazoa; Chordata; Actinopteri; Anabantiformes; Osphronemidae. Gene Ontology annotation, molecular function: protein binding. The record is from RefSeq and is a predicted model, not a curated record.
UUUUGGACUACAGACAAGAUGGCCGCCGACUGUCAGCUGCUAUAAUCAUUAUCACCUUCUUGUCUUUUUUUGGUAUUAUUUGCAAUUAAAGGUUACGCACAGAAAUGGGGUUAGCGCAGAGUUCAGACGUAUCCGAAGGGGGAACGUACGGAUACCACGUCCACGGCGUGCAGCCAAAUUCUCCUGCAGAAAAGGCUGGACUGCAGCCCUUUUUUGACUUCAUCCUGUCACUGGACAAUAGAAGACUUAACGAGGAGAAUGACUUGCUGAAGGAGCUGUUGAAGGCUCACAUGGACAGGGCAGUGAGGAUGGAGGUGUUCAGCACUAAAAGCAUGAGCGUGCGUGAGCUGGAAGUUGUGCCCAGUAGCCUGUGGGGAGGGCAGGGCCUGCUGGGUGCCAGUGUUCGCUUCUGCAGCUAUCAGGGAGCCAAUGAGAAUGUCUGGCAUGUCCUGGAUGUGGAGGCUAGUUCACCUGCUGCGCUGGCAGGGCUGCAACCCUACUUUGAUUACAUAGUUGGAGCUGAUCAGGUGCUGCAAGAUUCAGAAGAUUUCUUUUCCCUGAUUGAGGCCCAUGAGGGGAAGCCUCUGAAGCUGCUGGUGUACAACACACAAACAGACGCCUGCAGAGAGGUGAUUGUUACACCCAAUGGAGCGUGGGGAGGAGAAGGCAGCUUGGGCUGUGGCAUUGGAUAUGGAUACCUGCACCGUAUCCCAGCAAAUUCUGAAGUGCCAACAGUGAAACCUUCUCCUUAUCCUGUUACCACUGAUACCCCUGAUAAAGAGACCCCUUCUUCAAGGCUGCUCACACACGGAUACACGGAGGCGCCUUUGAUGGCACCUUCAAGCUUAAAUGAAGAUGUGUUAGACCUGGAGCAGGUCUCCCUGCAGGAAAGUCCUCUACCUCCACCCAUACAGAGAGUCAUGGAUCCCGGCUUCUCUGACUCUGAAGUGGCUGUAAUCAACUCAGAUGCUACAGAUUUGUUAGACAGGCUGGAUGUGUCCACAUCUUCCAUCGACAUGACCAACACAUCUUUGACUAUGCACGAGGAGAAGGACGGUGAAAUCUCUGGUGUUGAAGCGCUGGAGGACAGUUUAUUUCUCUCAUCAUCAGGGAGCAACGAGCCUGAUCCACAAGAGCUUAGCUCAUAUGCAGCCAUGGACCUCACCUCUGCUCAGUCUUCUGACAUCCUGUAUGAUUCAGGUGUGCAACAAGAUGAGCCACCCCAGAAUCCACCUAUUAAUGGGUUACCCCUAGAGCCAUUUGACCCUCAUGCAGAGCGAUCUAUAUCAGGUGAAGAUCUUCCCUGCCCAUCUACUGUUGAUCUCCUCCCGACUCCAGCUGUUGAAGAGCUAGUAGCAGAGGCUUCUUAUGCUCAAAGUAGCGAUGAUGAAACGAGGCCAGUGCAGUUUGAUGAGUAUCUUGUUCACCAGUGCAGCCAUAGUGAGGAAGAGGAGGAACCUGAGGAGCAACAUCUUGAGUAAGCUUGCAACAGAACUUAGAGAGUGCAAAAAGGCAAACUGGACAAAAGCAAUACUGUAGAAAGGACAGGACAGAGGAAGGGUUGUCUGCUUUGAUGUAUAGCUUACUCCUAAGCCACAGAGCCGUAGUUACACUACAAAUGGCCCUACAGCAUUGGUAAAACAUUACAAACAUUUAAUCUAAGACACUGUAGGAAUAUUUGGUUAAUGUGAGAAUGUAAUUACUACUAAUUUAUCAGUCAAACAAAUAGGAAAUGUUCACAGUGUCCUUGCUUUCUGCAAAAUAUGGUAAUAUAGGUGAUGGCAUUUUGCAUUUGAAACACUGUGAAGAUUACUUGAAAAUGUCCAAAGAGAUAAACAUGCAUUUACUACAGCAAACACAGCUGCACUUUAAAAUCCAUAUCACAACAUCCAUAUCAACAGUUUCAAAGCUACCAAAGUGUUGGCAGGUCAGAUGUAUUAAAUCAGCCUAAUUACACAAGAGAAUUUUAUAGUAGAUUUUUAAUACAUCCACACAUCUUUUAUCCCCGUAAGGUCAUUUAUAAUCAAUUUGUGAUCUAUGCAACAGUAGACUGAAGAACUUCCUAUAAACUGACACAUAAUGUGUCUAUAAUGUAAAUGGAAUAGAUGUCAAACCUUUUGAUAUAUUUAAGUGUUUUUUUAACUUAGUACCACUGCUGUUGAGGGUCUCUUCCUGUUUUCAUAGGGGGGUCCUCAGUGUUUUUUUUUACUGUCCAACUAGGUGCUAGUGUGUAAAAUAAGGAGAAAUAUUUUUGCAGAUAUUUUAUGAAUGAAUUGUAUGUUUUAUUAGGAAUGGGUGCAGAGUCUUUGAUAAAUGUCAAAUGGGUGAAUCAGUUAAUAGUUAAACAAUCAUAUCAUUUGACUUGGAAAAAAAUCCCGUCCCGUGUGUUUCUUAUUUCACACUCAAGAGCUAAACACAUUACACCUCAAGAAACAUUCACUUACAAUUCCCAUUAAUGUGUCAUUGUUAAACCAUUCCAAUUUAUUUCUUUGAAUGCCUAAAAUAUACAUAUUUCACAAAUUAUUACAACAAGGGAUAUUGCAGUGUCAUGGCCCAUCUACCUUUGGCCAAUUAGAGCACACUCGAUGCAUCCCCACUAUGGCAUUACACACUCCUGAUGGCAAAAUUAACUCCAUAAAAGUUACAGAGAAAAGAAAACUGUUUCUGUUGGAUGAACACAUGGUUAUUAAUGUUUUUUUCACUUUUGUAAAUCCCCCAAAGUGAUUGAAUGAUCGUUCCGUUCAAUUUAUAUUUGAUUCACUGAACUAUUUAAUCUUAAUGAAUAUGUAUACAAAGAAUGGCCCUCGUUAAAGUCACUGCUCAUGAGCCAAGUACAGCGUGAGUAAGCAUGACUUAUUAAAGAUAUAUACCUUAUAUAUUAUUUCUCAAUUGCUAAGAUUGCAACUUGGACAACUACUAACAUUCUUAAGGGUAAACCGCAAUUUCUGGGUUGUAAUGAAUACAACAGAUACAAUUCUGACCAACCAAGUCCACGAUGCCUUCGUGACCACAAAUGUGCUUGAUGGAUUUGGAAAUAUUACUUCUUUUUUUUUAAGUGAACUGUACAACAACAAAAUAAAACUGCUGCAAAACCAGAAGGAAAAAAAAGUCACUUAAAUCAAAAAAUGUUGUACAUAUAUUUACAAAAUGGGAACAUUCAGUCUAUUAAGAACAGCACAGCUUAAAAAAAAAAAAAAGACACAUGCUUAUGUCAAUGAGGUUUAAGCUCUGCAAUAAUUAGACGUGUAAGUCAGGGCUGAAUUCAAGUUAAAAUAGACAAAGCUGACAACAGAACAGAUGACUGCUAUGAGGGACAGUGACGUCAGAGACCAGGUGUAGCCCUGAACCGGUGAUACAGCUGAGACAGUGUUUGUAAGAACAAAGACAGUUUCUGGAAUGUACUAGAACAAAUAGUCUAUUACAUCCAUUAGCGUGUACUCACAACACUCUCUCUCUCUCUAACUCACACAUUCUCACACAAACACAUACUGCAAUUUUAGUCGCAUGAAAAUAAAAUGCCAAUCAGGAAGCAAGAAAUAAACAGCAGUCAUGGAUGUAAAAAGAGGAAUCGGAGAGUGCUUGAGGAAACAGAAUCCGUUCUUUUAACUGUAAAAAAAAAAAACACUAACAAAAAAGAAA